Aureobasidium namibiae CBS 147.97 is the source of this 711-nucleotide messenger RNA. RefSeq names its product S-adenosyl-L-methionine-dependent methyltransferase. Lineage: Eukaryota; Fungi; Ascomycota; Dothideomycetes; Dothideales; Saccotheciaceae. The annotation marks the transcript as partial. The transcript has a single exon. The record is from RefSeq and is a predicted model, not a curated record.
UACUCGCCCUCCGCACAACGCGACGUCGCCAAUGUCUACGAUACAACAGCAGGAGGUUUUGAUGCUGAGGUUGGCUUGUCUGAGAGACUUGGAGGUGUGAUAAGAGCACGGAAACAAAUGUCUGCCAUGGUCAAGGGGCAUGUGUUGGAGGUCAGCUGCGGCACUGCGAGGAAUUUGGGCUACUAUGGCUUCGACAAGAUCAAGAGCUUGACUCUGAUUGACCUCAGCCCUCAGAUGGUCGAAGAGGCACGCAAGAAAUGGAACAUCUUGGACCCAGGCAAGGUUGCUGAGGAUGUGCCCAUCAGGUUCCUUCAAGGCGAUUGCAUAGGUGACAUGCCUGAACCACCAACGACUCAGGGGGACACGAAGAAGAGCGGCACUACCUUCACACCAGGCCUUACCAAGGGCUACGACACAAUAGUACAAACCAUGGGUCUCUGUAGCACAGCACAGCCAGUCGAGCUGCUCAAGAACUUGUCAAAACACCUGGACCACUCCAACCCGGACGCCAGGAUUCUACUCCUUGAACAUGGUCGCAGCUAUGUCGGUUGGUUAAACAAGCUCUUGGAUAUGUACGCACCCCAGCACGCUGAUAAGCACGGCUGCUGGUGGAAUAGAGACAUUGGCCAACUCAUCGAAGAGAGCGGCCUCGAGGUCGUCAAAGAACGUAGGAAACAGUUUGGAACUGUUUGGAUCUUUGAGCUGAAACCG